UAAAUCCCAGGCCUGGUAGUGGAGCGCCGAUGAGAGCAGAGAGGUUAGAUGUGAACAUGGCUCUCUCCAGAGGUUUGAGAUGCUGUCAGAGGGUUUUCUCCUGGAUACCUGUUCUUAUCAUCACCUCCGUGGUGCUGUGGUCCUACUACGCCUACGUCUUUGAGCUGUGUCUCUUUACACUCAUCAGCACACUGGAAAAAGUGGUAUAUCUACUGGUGUUUCAUGUUUGCUUUGUGAUGUUCUCCUGGACAUACUGGAAGUCCAUAUUUACCCCCCCUGCAUCACCAUGCAAAAAGUUUCAGCUGUCAUACUCGGACAAGCAAAGAUACGAGUUUGAAGAGAGGCCAGAUGCUCAGAAACAAAUCCUGGUUGAGAUUGCAAAGAAGCUGCCUAUCUUUAGUCGAGCUCAAUCUGGAGCUAUCAGGUUCUGCGACCGCUGCCAGGUACUGAAGCCUGACCGCUGUCACCACUGCUCGGUUUGUGAAACAUGUGUCCUGAAGAUGGACCAUCACUGUCCCUGGGUGAACAACUGUGUGGGCUUUGCCAACUACAAGUUUUUCCUGCUUUUUCUCUCCUACUCCAUGGUGUACUGUGUAUUCAUUGGAGCAACAGUCUUUCAGUAUUUCCUCAAAUUCUGGGUGGGGGACUUGCCAAAUGGGCCCGCAAAGUUCCAUGUCCUCUUCCUCAUGUUUGUGGCGCUCAUGUUCUUCGUCAGUCUCAUGUUCCUCUUCGGCUACCACUGUUGGUUGGUGGCCAAGAACCGAUCCACUUUAGAGGCCUUCUCGGCUCCAGUUUUUGUCGGUGGUCCAGACAGAAAUGGCUUCAAUGUCGGCAUACGCAGAAACCUGCAGCAGGUAUUUGGGGAAGAUCGGAGGCUGUGGUUCAUCCCUGUUUUCUCAAGCCAAGGGAAUGGCCACUACUUCCCCUUGAAGAAUCGUAAUUCUGAGUCCCACAACCCCUUAUUAGCUAAUGAGGACAUGUGGGAGGAGUCGGAUGACGGCUCUGAGGAGGGAAGCUUGGUUGAGGACCAUGAUCCGUCUGUUACCAUAGAGAUGGAGGAAUAGUAAGUUAAUGUAAAGACAAUCUACACUGGAACAGAGGAUGUAGAUUUAAUAUCGCACACACUGUGUACCACGAGGCAAACGCAUUCCAAACCAUGUGGAUGUUCAGACACAAAAAAUUCUGAAGGGGGCCAAACGUGUGGAUUAAAACCUGCAUUUGGAUUGUCAUUGCCACUUUAACCUGUGUGUUUUACAGAAUGAUGAAUACAGGAACUCAAUGGACAACCAGUAGCAUCACCUCUCCUCUCAUGGACGACAGUAUCAGUUUGAUUCGGAUAAAAAAAACUUGUCAAAUAUUACCUCGCAUACAAAACAACUGCUAUUAAUACCAUGGCUCGUAUUUAUUUCCCUCUGGUUGUUCAUCUCAAGGCACUGGCCUCUGUGGGAUUAUACAUUACUGUUAAUUGGGAAGCUUCUGUCUGGCACUGUACUACUUUAUAGGCCUCUGUUUCAUUGUUGGGCUGUGAGUUUACGGUGUUGCACCUUCGAGCUCGAUCUGUGUAGGCUGGUAUCUAAAUUGACACCCAUAAUGCUCCAGAGGUAUCUUGUAGUGAUUCAGUCGUCGGGCCUCUACCAGUUUGGGUCUUGCAGCAUAUUAACAUAAGAUUUUACUUUAUUCAAUGAACAUAAGCAUAUUAUAAUACCUGACUUAACCUCCGCCUUAUUAACAUAUUUAUUCUUGUGUUUUGGGAGUCCAUUUCUCCUAAGAAUGUAUCCAGCAAAAAUAGAUGUGAAUAGACUGUGCCAACAUUUUGGGCACUUAUUUAUGAAAGAACUUCUCAUAUUGUGCUUUAAUAGAGUACUUCAGCAUUAAUAUGGAGUUAAAAUGCCAUUACCAAUGUCUGAUCAGACUAGUGACGGUAAUAAAAACAGAACUAACAUAUAUUUGUAGCUUUGGUUCACAGCUACAGCUCGAUAUGUAUGAGAAUUAAUCCUGGAAUCUCAACAAGAGUAUUAUGGCAAACUUCGAGGUAUACUAUGCAGGAAUUUCCUAAAAAAACAAUGUAUAGACUCACACAAAAAUAAUCCUUCUCAAUAAUUACUGGUGACUAGAAGUGUGUGGUGGUGUCUGUAUCUGCAGAGACCCUGCCCUCUGCCUGUAUUUUCUCUUUUCUUUUUCUUUUUUGCUGUGUUCAGACCAUUUCUGGGCGUCAGCCUUUGGGCAGUUGGUGUGUAGCCCCCAGUCAAUAACAGCAUACAGGUGAGGCUGUGACUUUAUAGAAAGGUAGUGACCAGGUUACAUCUGUCUCCGUCUCUCUCCUCUGCUAGGGAUGUCAUGGUGAGGAAAUGUUCUCACCGGUUAUUAAUUUGUGACAACACCGGUGUUACCUCAUUAACAUUAUUAGGUUCCCUAUUAGCAUUGGUUUUGAAUCCGAAAUAUUGCCAAAUUAGGCGCUUUUGCUUUUCGCUUUGACACCAAAUCCUCCGCCAUCAUCUUGUCUGUCAACUCUCGUUCUGUGUGUGUGAAAUCUGACUUCUGCUACUCUGUGCUGCAGCUCUGUACAGAGCAGAGUCUUUUGCUUUUAGUUUGUAGUGUCCGUCGUCCGACUAUGUAUUGAUGACACGGCGCUGAUGCGCGAAAAUGAACUAAAUAAACUAAAUGGGUUUUAUUUCUAUAAAAAAAACACGAAGCAAAACGACGGUAGGCAAGUCAUGUAAUUGGUGUAUGCCCGAACACUGAGUAAACACUGGUGACAGACUAUCGCAGCAAGCCUACUCUCUCUGUGUCAUGGAUGUGUAAAGAGCUGCAGGUUUGUGUGUCUGUUUGACCGAGGGUGGGGUUGUGCCACACACACACAUGCAGAGCAGAGAGGCCACAGCGGACAUGAUGAAGCGUGCGCUUUGGCUGCAUUCACAUAAAUUGCGGCACCUUCCUGCAGGGUUGUGCGGAGGUGUGGAUGUGUUUAUUUGUGCUUUGGAACGUAACCGCCAUGAAACAAUCAGAAAAUAACAUUUCAUUUUUCUGAUUCACUGCUUUUUCUCGUUAACGCCGCUCCCUCUCUUCAUUCACUCUCUAGCUCCUCUCUCUUGCUCGUUGAGCUGGGGAGGAGGGGCCAACAAAUGUUGUGUGUUCAAACAGUAAGCGAGAAUUGCUGCAUAGUAUACCUUUUAAAUAUAACGUUUAGCACAUAUCCUGAAUAUACUGUAUAUCAUGAUAUCAUUAAAUUAUUUAUAUUUAAAACAAAUGCAGUAAUCAGUUUGAUUUUAAGGUCUGGGAUGAGCAUAGGAGACAUACUGUGAUAGACGUAGUUUUAAAAAUAUACUUGUCACGACCUAUCAGCCAUCCCUAGGCUAGCACGAUAACACUUCUGUGUGGAUGCAAAGCGAAAUUAGUUUUCAUCAUAGCCACAAUACCACUCAUGGAGAGGACAUAGGCUCCUCUACUGUAUGUCUGUUUUCACUUUUGAUCUUUUUAAACUUGCAGAUAACUGUACAUAUACGUAUAUAUUAUGACUGAUCCUCAUCCACUGGUUGGUACAGGUCAGCAAUCUUCUGCAAUAUGAUAGUCUACGUUUUUUUUCUACCUGUGUUUAUGCAUUUUGAAAUUUUGAAUACCAGUGAAACAGAUUCUCCUCAUCGAGACUGUUUGGUUUAUGGAUGUGUGUAUUUAGCCAGUGUGCUUAGUUUAAAACCAUAUCUGUAACUGAGUACACCCAUUUAUUUAGUCAAGGAAAAAGUUAGGCCUUUAUCAAACCUUGAUGCUCUUUGAUCUUCACACGUUAACUUGCUUCAUCAGAUCUGCUUUUCUACUAUGUUGGAAAAGACAAAUCAAAUGCUGCUCAUGUCUAAGAAAUACAUAAGUCAUUUAUUGAUUCAACCUGUCGUUUUCAUCUGAGGUAUGAGUCGGUGUUUGAAAGCAUGUAUAAACCAUUAGGAAAGAUGUGGAUGUUGAGUGUUUCAUGUAGUCUCGUCUAUUUAUUGUUAUAAUCUUCAGCUUUUUUUCUUGUGUAUUGAGUUUACUGAUUCAUUACUGCUGCAGGCGGUGUCUGUAUAUUUUGCUCCAUCAAGUGAAACUUCAAAUAAACUAUUGAAGCAAUGUGCUUUUAUCAAAUAGUAGGAUAUUUAUAACAUGAGAAGAUGACAAAUUAUUCCCAUUACGCAGACAGGAGUUCAACAUUGCUAGAGCACAUACAGUAUGGUCCCUUUUGAAUUGUCUUUGGAGUAUGUGAUUGUGGCGCUUCCCUUUUUCAACACCUCUGAACCACCAAAAGUACUGAUACUGUUACGUUUGCUGUUGUCUUUUAACAAAUAUAAAUUCUUUAUUUUCCAUCAGUUGUUGUAACAUGCAAAAUAAAAUGAUCCAAGUUGAACUGUU
Sebastes umbrosus (honeycomb rockfish) is the source of this 4377-nucleotide messenger RNA. It is a transcript of the gene zdhhc15b, whose product is annotated as zinc finger DHHC-type palmitoyltransferase 15b. Gene Ontology annotation, molecular function: protein-cysteine S-palmitoyltransferase activity. NCBI's taxonomy places the organism in Eukaryota, Metazoa, Chordata, Actinopteri, Perciformes, Sebastidae. Bases 30 to 1064 code for a protein of 344 amino acids. Gene Ontology annotation, cellular component: Golgi apparatus; endoplasmic reticulum. The transcript has 11 exons. The record is from RefSeq and is a predicted model, not a curated record. Gene Ontology annotation, biological process: peptidyl-L-cysteine S-palmitoylation; synaptic vesicle maturation; protein targeting to membrane.